Molecule: messenger RNA, 1046 nt
Organism: Salvia splendens (bonfire salvia)
Lineage: Eukaryota; Viridiplantae; Streptophyta; Magnoliopsida; Lamiales; Lamiaceae
Product: F-box protein SKP2A
Exons: 4
Coding region: 1-585 (194 amino acids)
Biological process (GO): SCF-dependent proteasomal ubiquitin-dependent protein catabolic process
Cellular component (GO): SCF ubiquitin ligase complex
Molecular function (GO): protein binding
Source: RefSeq, a predicted model, not a curated record
AUGGAGGCAAAACAGAUUAUUCAAACUGGAACACACUUUCCAAUCAUACUGAAGACCUUGAAUCUUUGUGGCUGUGUUAGGACCGUGACGGAUAGGGUGUUGAAGGCAAUUGGGUACAACUGCCAUCAAAUGCAGUCGUUGAAUCUUGGAUGGUGCGACCGGGUUGGUGAUGAAGGUGUUAAGAGUUUGGCGUAUGGUUGCCCUAAUCUUAGAGCUCUUGAUUGGUGCGGUUGCGUUCUUAUUACCGACGAGAGUGUCGUUGCAUUGGCGAACAACUGCCUCCACCUGAGGUCUCUCGGGCUGUACUUCUGCCAGAACAUUACGGAUAGGGCAAUGUACUCUCUAGCACAGAGCUGGGUGAAGAAUAAGCACGACGUUUGGGCAUCCGUGAAGAGCAGGUACGAGGAGGAAGGGCUUACUAACCUCAACAUCAGCCAGUGCACGGCCCUCACACCACCUGAUGUACAGGCACUAUGUGACUCUAUCCCUGAUUUGCACACGUGCCCCGGCCGACAUUCCCUCAUAAUCAGCGGCUGCCUCAACUUAACAUCCGUCCACUGUGCCUGUGCCAGAUGUGGCUGCUAGAACUCUUCUUGUUGCCCGAUUUGAAUAUAUUGCGUCUCAAAGUUGUACUUUGGGACAUUUUUUUUGUGUCUCCAAGUGCAACAUAGAGACGUUUUUUUAAUUAUGUCUCAAAGUUGCACUUUGGGACACUUUUUAAUUAUGUCUCUAAAUUGCAUUUCGGGACACUUUUUAGCUGUGUCUCUAAAUUGCACUCGAGACGCUUUCCAAUAGUGUCUCUAAAUUAGCAUAUAGGGACGCUUUUUAAAAAGCGUCUCAAGAUUAAUAGGGAUGCUUUUAAAAAGCGUCUCAAGAUUAAAUCACCGACGCUCUCAUUGCGUCCUUAUUCUAAUUUGUCACGCCACGGAUUAAGACACUUACAGAUUAAGACGCUUUUUAAAGCGUAGGUGAUAUAUUUAGCAACGCAAAAUAACGUCCUCGAUUGAAUAAAAAAGCGUCUUUAUCUGUAAUGUUUUUUGUAGUGU